CCGCGCGCCGGGAACCUCACCGGGCGGGCGGGCGCCGCACCCCGGCUUGGCCGCCUGUGCCCCGGGAAGGCCCCCUGCUCGCCACGGGACCAGCAGCAUGAGCAGCGGCUACAGCAGCCUCGAGGAGGACGCGGAGGACUUUUUCUUCACCGCCAGGACCUCCUUCUUCAGGAGAGCGCCUCCGGGCAAGUCCCGUUCGGGUCAGCCGGAUGUGGAGAAAGAGAAGGAAACGCACAAUUACCUCAGCAAGGAGGAAAUCAAAGAGAAAGUUCACAAGUACAAUUCAGCCGUCACAGACAAGUUGAAGAUGACCUUAAAUUCAAAUGGGAUUUACACUGGCUUCAUCAAGGUGCAGAUGGAACUGUACAAACCCUCCCAGGCCCCUCCCAGCCCCGGGAGGCUCCCGCCCAGUGGCGGUGGCUGCGUGAACACGCUUCACAUCAGCAGCACAAACACUGUGGGAGAAGUGAUCGAGGCCCUGCUCAAGAAGUUCCUGGUGACUGAGAGCCCCGCCAAGUUUGCACUUUAUAAGCGGUGUCACAGAGAAGACCAAGUGUAUGCCUGCAAGCUCUCUGACCGCGAGCACCCGCUCUACCUGCGGCUGGUAGCAGGGCCCAGAACCGACUCGCUUAGCUUCGUUCUUCGGGAACAUGAAAUUGGAGAGUGGGAAGCCUUCAGCCUCCCCGAGCUGCAGAACUUCUUGCGCAUCUUGGACAAGGAAGAGGAUGAGCAGCUGCAAGGCCUGAAGCGGCGCUACACAGCCUACAGGCAGAAGCUGGAGGAGGCGCUGGGCGAGGUGUGGAAGCCAGGCUAAGACGGAGGGCUUCCUGCAGGAAAGCACAGCUCGGGACUCAUGAAAGAGCAGCGCCGCCUCUCUCCCCGGGCCCGGCCACGCUAGGGUCUUCCGCUUUUCUCUCUAGACUCAGUUCUCAAAGCCUGGUCACUCAGCAUCCUGCGCCUCACGGAUUGGCCUGGGGACCCCGCAAGCUUGUUUGUUACGGCACGGCGAUGUUACCUCUCGCAGGCUGUGAGCCU
Acomys russatus (golden spiny mouse) is the source of this 1035-nucleotide messenger RNA. It is a transcript of the gene Rassf3, whose product is annotated as Ras association domain family member 3. Lineage: Eukaryota; Metazoa; Chordata; Mammalia; Rodentia; Muridae. The coding region runs from base 98 to 814 and encodes 238 amino acids. The transcript has 5 exons. Gene Ontology annotation, biological process: signal transduction. The record is from RefSeq and is a predicted model, not a curated record. Gene Ontology annotation, cellular component: cytoplasm.